GACAGACAAACUCAUGUUUCUUACACAAAAGCAACUCGUCCCAAACAGCAAAUCCAUGGCUCCUAUGGUGCAACCUCUUCCUACAAGUUUAUCGGAUGAGAAAUACGCGAAUGUGAAGUGGGAAGAAUUAGGAUUCGGAUUUUAUCGUACGGACAACAUGUAUGUUGCAAAGUGCAAGCAUGGAGAGAGUUUCCAAGAGGGAAGUAUUGUUCCUUACGCUGAUUUUCAGAUCAGCCCUUGCUCUGCUGUUCUUAAUUAUGGCCAGGGUUUAUAUGAAGGGCUGAAGGCUUACAGGACAGAAGAUGGCCGUAUUAUGCUAUUCCGACCAGACCAAAAUGCUCUCCGCCUUCAAUCAGGAGCCCACAGACUUUGUAUGCCUUACCCCACUGUCGAUCAGUUCGUCUCCGCUGUCAAACAAGUUGUUCUUGCGAACCAGAAAUGGAUUCCUCCUCCGGGGAAGGGAACAUUGUAUAUCAGACCUAUCUUGUUUGGUAGUGGUCCUAUACUUGGCUCGCUUCCGGUCCCCGAAUACACUUUCACAGUGUUUGCAUGUCCCGUUGGUCGUUUUCACAAGGAUAACGCGGGGCUGAACCUGAAAAUUGAAGAUAAGUUUCGUCGUGCUUUCCCAAGUGGAACCGGUGGUGUGAAAAGUAUCACAAACUAUUCUCCUGUUUGGAUAACAUUAGCAGAGGCAAAAGCUCAAGGAUUCUCUGAUGUUUUGUUCUUGGACGCUGCAACUGGAAAAAACGUUGAAGAGCUUUUCGCUUCUAACGUUUUCAUUGUCAAGGGAAAUGUUGUAUCGACUCCAGAAAUUUCAGGAACUAUAUUGCCCGGAGUCACACGAAAAAGUAUCAUCGAAUUAACCCGUGAUUUCGGCUACAAGGUUGAGGAACGUGUUGUACCUGUUGAGGAUCUUCUUGAUGCGGAAGAAGUUUUCUGCACUGGCACUGCUGCAAUUGUGACAACUAUUGCGUCCGUAACCUUCAAGGACAUAAAAACCGGAUUCAAAACAGGAGAUAAAACAUUGGCUGCGAAGCUCUUUGCGACGUUAACGGAUAUCCAGACAGGUAGGGUCAAGGACAAUAAGGGGUGGACGGUGGAGUUGACUGAUGCCACCACACCAGGGUCAACUUUGACGUUGUAACUUGAUAAAUUAUAUAAGAAACAUCAUAAGAUGUCUCAAGAUCUUUGUGUUUAUCAUGUUAUAUCAUGUUCUUGUAUUAUAGAAAGUUGAUAAGCAACAUUAUAAAUAAACUCUCAUGGUGUUGUGUGAUCCUUGCAGACUUAUUAGAACAGCGGGAAUACUCGGGACGUAAUUUAUACAUUUUUAGGUAUAAUACAAUAAUUUUAUAUAUUAUAUAACAUUAAUAUGUAUUUCUAUGUAUUAUAUAACAUUAACAUAUAUAUAAUAUAUUAUUUUUAAGGUUCAUAGAUACCAAACUAUAGAUUAUAAACAUAAUUAUAGAAACCAAAACGGUUUGAAAUCCUGCAAUUUCUCGCCACGAUUCUUGUGGUUGAUGAUGAUUUUCGAUAAAAAAAGGUUUUUAUCACUUGAUACUACCCACGAUGUCCAUUAUCCCCACGAAGGAACCCACUUUUCCUCGUGAUGUAGUAGUUACAGAGAAGUUUAC
This is a messenger RNA of Eruca vesicaria subsp. sativa (arugula), 1631 nucleotides long. Lineage: Eukaryota; Viridiplantae; Streptophyta; Magnoliopsida; Brassicales; Brassicaceae. The record is from the annotation of a GenBank genome assembly.